AAUGGUCCCAAUAAUUCAGUUUCGUUGAUCGUGUAACGACGUGGAUUAAGCGCUAUUUGUUUUUCGUCAAGUUUAUUAUUAUUUAUUAAAUUUGUAAAACAAAUGUAAAAAAUGCCUGAAACAGUUUUCUUUGGUCAAAUUAUUCAUUCAAAGUCUUUCGAUGAGCUUGAAACAAUUUCGAAUGGAUUUUUGGCUGUUUGUGAUGGAGUUAUCCAGGGAAUCGGAAAUUUUGAAGAUUUUGAGAGCUGGAAUCACGAAUGCAAGUCAUCUCUACAAGAGGUCCAUAUGAAUAAACAUCAAUUCUUGAUGCCUGGCUUUAUUGAUUGUCACAUUCAUGCACCGCAAAUGCCGAAUAUUGGUUUGGGUCUAGACAAACCACUUCUGGAAUGGUUAGACACAUAUACAUUUCCAUUGGAAUCAAAGUAUCGCGAUGUGGAGUUCGCUAGAAAAAUUUAUCAAAAAGUUGUGAGAAACUGCUUGGACUUUGGAACUACAACCGCUUGUUAUUUUGCCACCAUUCAUAAAGAGGCUUCUGAAGCACUUGUGGAAGAAUGUAUAUCUCAGGGACAACGUGCAUUUAUUGGAAAAGUCAAUAUGAAUAUGAAUGCUCCAGAUUUUUACAUCGAAACAUUGCACGACUCUGUGAAGAACACAGAAGAUUUUGUCGAAUUUACAUUAGGAAAAAACAAUAAACUAGUACAACCUGUAAUUACUCCACGUUUUGCAAUUACGUGCGACGAAUCUCUAAUGAAAUCGCUAGCUGCCAUUGCUAAAAAUCACAAUCUACUGAUCCAAUCACACAUCUCAGAGAAUUUGAAUGAAAUUUCUUUUGUUAAGGAGCUCUUCCCUAAAGCAGGUAGUUAUGCGAAUGUUUAUAAGGAGUGUGGUUUACUGACUGAAAAAACAAUCAUGGCUCAUUGUUGCCAUUUGGAAAAUGAUGAGCUCGAUAUUUUCCGUAACACUGGAACUUCAGCCAUACACUGUCCUACGUCAAACUCCAACUUGUCAUCCGGAUUGUGCGACGUUCGUCGAAUUCAAGAUUCUUCAGUGCGUGUAGGCUUAGGCUCUGACAUCUCUGGCGGAAAUAAAGUUGGAAUAUUUGAUGUCAUGCGACAUGCAUUGGAUGUCUCACAACAUUUGAAAUUUAUUAAACAACAAGAAAUCAAAGGAACCGGAAAACUUGCUCCAACAGAAAAAAAUUCGACUUACGUUCCCAUGAACUAUAAGAAUGUAUUUUAUUUGGCGACACAAGGCGGAGCUGAUUCUCUUUCAAUAGGUCAUAAAGUUGGAAAUUUCAUUCCAGGAAAAGAGUUUGAUGCAUUGAUGAUUGACACUUCGUUAAUGCCAAUUAUUGACUACGAGAUCGAAAGUACUAGGAAAGACGGUAACGAAAUUCUGGAUAAAUUAGAGAAAUUCAUUUACGUGGGAGAUGAUCGGAACAUUAUUGAAGUAUAUGUUAAUGGAAAGGAAGUUAAAAAAAAUAAAUAAAUACAAAUGUUAAAAAUAAAGUUUCGAUAUUCCAAA
Molecule: messenger RNA, 1524 nt
Organism: Culicoides brevitarsis
Lineage: Eukaryota; Metazoa; Arthropoda; Insecta; Diptera; Ceratopogonidae
Gene: DhpD
Product: guanine deaminase
Exons: 5
Coding region: 112-1488 (458 amino acids)
Biological process (GO): guanine catabolic process
Cellular component (GO): cytosol
Molecular function (GO): guanine deaminase activity; zinc ion binding
Source: RefSeq, a predicted model, not a curated record